Molecule: messenger RNA, 5830 nt
Organism: Cottoperca gobio
Lineage: Eukaryota; Metazoa; Chordata; Actinopteri; Perciformes; Bovichtidae
Product: contactin-associated protein-like 5
Exons: 19
Coding region: 86-3250 (1054 amino acids)
Source: RefSeq, a predicted model, not a curated record
CGUGCUGGAGGAGCAAGGAGGAACCUCUCCUCUGUUUUUUCCUCUCUGCGAACACACGGAUAAUAACCACACCACGGCUGGGAAGAUGUUUUUUCUGAUGCAUAUGGUUACCCUUUACACUCUGAGCGUCUUCAGCGGAGCAUCCGCCGUCACUCACUAUAGUUGCAAUGCUCCUCUGCUGUCCACGUUACCCCAUUCAUCCUUUCAGAGCUCCUCUCAGUCCUCGGUCAGUUAUGCGGCUCACAACGCCAAGCUCAACAGAAGAGACGGAGCCGGAGGCUGGUCUCCCAUGGUGACAGACCAAGAGCCAUGGCUCCAGGUGGACCUCAGGGAGCAGAUGGAGGUGACGGCCGUGGCCACACAGGGUCGUUAUGACAGCUGGGACUGGGUCAGCAGUUACCUGCUACUCUACAGUGACACAGGCCGGGCCUGGAAACAGUACAGGCACGAGGACGGCGUCGGGAGAUUCGUCGGGAAUGUGAAUUCGGAGGCUGUUGUCCAGAACAAGCUGUCCCACCCAGUGAGAACUCGUUUCCUGCGUUUUGUCCCGCUCGAGUGGAACUCCAGUGGCUGGAUGGGGCUCAGACUGGAGGCGUACGGCUGCUCCUACAAGUCAUAUGUGGCAGACUUUGACGGCAGAAGCUCCUUGCUGUAUCGGUUUAACCAGAAGUCCAUGUCGACGGUGAAGGACGUGAUCUCCCUGCGCUUCAAGAGCAAUCAGGCCGAGGGUGUUUUACUGCACGGAGAGGGGCAGAGAGGAGAUUACAUCACCCUGGAGCUUCACCGCGGACGAUUGGACCUCUACCUCAACUUAGACGACAGCAGGUUGAGGUUCAGCAGUGGCCGUGUUGCCGUCACUGUGGGCAGUCUGCUGGAUGAUCAGCAGUGGCACUCUGUUCAUAUGGAGCGCUUCAACAAGCAGGUUAACCUCACAGUGGACUCCCACACACAGCACUUCCAAACCAAAGGAGAAGGGCACUCACUGGAGGUGGACUACGAGCUGAGUUUUGGAGGCAUUCCACUGCCUGGUAAACCUGGCACCUUUUUGAGGAAAAACUUCCACGGCUGCAUGGAAAACCUCUACUACAACGGGAUGAAUGUCAUAGACCUGGCGAAGAGACGCAAGCCACAGAUACACAGCGUGGGCAACGUGACCUUCUCGUGUUCGCAGCCCCAGCUGGUGGCCUGCACCUUUCUGAGCUCCAGCAGCAGCUUCCUGUCACUUCCGUCAGCGGCGUCUGCCACGGGAGGUUUCUCUGUUCGCUUCCAGUUUCGGACGUGGAACCCGGAUGGGCUGCUGCUCUCUGUGCAGCUGAACCCGGAGCCACACAGGCUGGAGCUACAGAUCAGCAACAGCCAGCUGCAGCUGACCCUCCACAGCUCAGGACGUCCGAAAUCAGAGGUCUCUGCUGAUGGCAGCCCGCUGACGUGGUGGCUGGACUGGGAAGGAGAGAAGCGAAGCUACUGGGGAGGUUUCCUGCCUGGAGUUCAGCAGUGCUCCUGCAGCCUGGAGGAGAACUGCAUAGACAUGAACUACUUCUGCAACUGUGACGCUGAUGCAGACGCAUGGGCUAAUGACUCGGGAAUCCUCUCCUAUAAAGACCACCUGCCAGUGAGCCAGAUAGUGAUCGGCGACACCAACAGAACGGGCUCGCAGGCUGUCUACCACGUCGGCCCUCUGCGUUGUUAUGGAGACAAGUCUAUAUGGAACGCAGCGUCUUUCUACCAGGAAUCCUCCUACCUCUACUUCCCCACCCUACAGGGCGAGCUCGCCUCUGAUAUCUCCUUCUACUUCAAGACUAGCGCUCCUUCAGGAGUGUUUCUGGAGAACCAGGGCCUCAAGGACUUCAUCAGAGUGGAGCUCAGCUCUCCCUCAGUGGUUACUUUCUCCUUUGAUGUGGGAAACGGUCCAGCGGUCCUGUCCAUGAAGUCCCACCUCCCUCUGAAUGACAGACAGUGGCACUCCGUGAGGGCAGAGCGCAACGCCAAGGAGGCCUCGCUGCAGGUCGACCAGCUUCCCCUCCGCUUCCUGGAGGCUCCGGCUGACGGACACCUCCGCUUACGUCUCAGCAGCCAGCUGUUUGUAGGCGGAACAGCUUCCCAGCAGAGAGGCUUCCUGGGCUGCAUCAGGACUCUGACUGUCAACGGCGUGAGCUUCGAUCUGGAGGAGCGGGCCAAGAUGACGCCGGGGGUGACCUCUGGUUGUCCCGGCUACUGCAGUGGCUCCAGCAGCCUGUGCCACAACAGAGGCCGGUGUAUCGAGAAGAGCAACGGCUACGUGUGCGACUGCUCCCAGUCCGCCUACGGGGGAACCACCUGUGACCAAGAAGUGUCUGUGUCCUUUGACACGGAGUCCUCGGUGACCUACACCUUCCAGGAGCCCUUCUCAGUGAUGCAGAACAGAAGCUCGCAGGCCUCCAGUGUUUCCACAGAGAGCAGCAGCAGAGCCAGAGAGGACGUGGCCUUCAGCUUCGUCACCUCCCAGAGGCCAGCCAUGCUGCUCACUGUCAGCACCUUCAGCCAGCAAUACAUCGCUGUCAUCCUGGCCAAGAACGGGAGUCUGCAGAUCUGGUAUCACCUUCAGACAGACAGGAGUCCAGACGUGUUCAGCCCCGUCCUCACUAACCUGGCAGACGGACGGCUCCAUCGAAUCAGAAUCCACCGAGUGGGAAAAAACCUUUAUGUGCAGAUCGACCAGGACAUCCACAGAAAGUACACACUGUCAUCCGAUGCAGAGCUGAUCUUAAUCAGAUCCCUGACAUUGGGCAAAGUCACCAGGAGAGAGAACCUCAACGAGGAAGUGAUGCAAGCGGCUUCUAAAGGGUUCAUCGGCUGCCUCUCCUCGGUCCAGUUCAAUCACGUCGCACCGCUGAAGGCAGCGCUGACUAAUCGAGGAAGCUCAUUGGUCACCAUCCGCGGUCCAUUGGUCCAAUCAAACUGCGGAGCGCUGGCGGAGUCCACCUCGCACACACUGCAAGAUCAAACUGUAACAGCAAAUGAGGAUAAAGAGCAGCACGGCAGCGGCACCCAGAAGGAUUUGGCUGUGAUAGCAGGUGUGGUCACAGCGGUGGUCUUCAUCGCUGUGUGCGCUCUGGCUGUGAUAAGCCGCCUCCUCUACCAGCAGCGGCGGGCCCAGAGGAGCAGCAGCAUCAAAGAAGAGGAGAACAGACACAGCAUGUACACAGACUACAGGACAGAGCUGCACCUCCAAAACACAGUCAGGGACAACAUGAAGGAGUACUACAUCUGACCACAGAGUGCACGCUGUGGACCCCAGCCACAAACUUACCUCUCUCUUUAUAAAGGACUUGACAGGUGGACGCACUGCUGCAGGACUUCUCACUACAAAACAUCUCUCUGCCCUGGAAGUCUCCCAGAGACACUGCAACAACAACAAAAGCCUGUAGCCCGUAGUGCACUCUCGUAAUGCUCCAGUGCAAGCAAAGCGGCUGAAUCUUUACAGCCGUUCGUGUUUUUGAUGUUGGUGAAACUGUCAGAAUCAAGCUGCUGUGGUUUCUGUCGUUGCAAAAUGUGUAAAGCAAAAGAUGAAUGUUCUGCAGGGGUGGACAAAGAGACACCGCGAGUGCAAUGAGCGAAAGCAGCCGUCCAUCGCGAACGCGCACAACUUAAAACAUUUAGUUUGAAACCCUCAAAUGCUGACUACUUCCACGUGACGGUGGGACUCUUCUAAAUUGUACUUGCGAGUCAGGAAAUGUAGGCCAGGCCUGUAAGAUAUGCGUGCAUUCGCUGCUGUCUUUGUUUUUUCGGUGGUGGUGAAUGUUGUAGAAGAAGUAAAGGGGACAAUACUGCCUAUACUGUAUGAGUGCCUAAUUUGCAUACAAGUUUUUAUUUGAACAUUCUAGAAGUUAUUCAUGUGAUUUGCACAAAAGCAAUCACAUUUACAUAGAGAGGAGCUUGUUGUCAUUCAGUUCUGCAACCCACACUACAAAGAGUAAAGUUUCCCAGUCAUGCACGACAUCUGCCAGUUUGACCGUCAGUAAUGGCUGACUCUCGGUAAUGUUAAUUUCACUUCACAUUUUUGCGACAGCAUUUAAAUUGAGGAACCUAAAUCCUGUAAUCUGUCGUUCUGUACAGACCCAACACUUUCAAGUGUUUCAGGUUUUCAAGUCUUCAUUCAGACCACGUGUAUUAAGUCGGAGGGAAUAUUUAGCUGAUGUCAUGACAUCGUGGAUUUUCUUCUCUUUUUUUAUUGUGCAGAUUCAGCUCGUGUGUUCUUUUUUUAAGCACAUUAAAUUCCAAAAGCGUUUGCGUAUAUUGUAUCAUGAACGUAGCAGAAAGGAGAAAUGAAUGUGAGGGAUUAUCCUAGUUAAAUAUAUUAAAGCAGUCGUACACAAGCACGUGCAGUAAGGAGUGUAACUAUCAACCUUUGCAGACGGCCAGUAAUCGUAUCGGCUAAAAUCCAAUGCAUACAGUGAUACUGGUAACCACUACGGCGAAGCUUCCAAGCGGCAUCUUUGGUGUUCUUUGGCACACGGGCAGCAGUUCGGUGUGUACAGGAAGUGUUGAGCUGAGCAAGCACUUAAGGAAACUGGUUCAGACAGCCCGCGAGUUAAGUUUGCAAUCAAUCACAGCAGCAGGCUUAUUGGUGCUUGUGCAGCUACAGUUAGCCCGAGGGUCAAUGUGUCAGUCACAUCCUUCUCUACUACACUUUGUCACAAUACCUGAGCGAGUUUCUUCCACUGUUUAAGGUUGUAAUGCUUUUAUUUAAAUUGCUAGUUUACUGAUAUGAAAAAGCCAAGUUGUGCUGUUUGUUGCACAACGGACUCAAAAAGGAACAAAAGUUAAGUUUGUCCAUUGUUUUGCAGCGCUAGCCAGCAGUGCUUAGAGCUUUUUGCAACAAAUAAAAAGGCCACUACUGUAUGUCACAUGACAUAAUCUGUUUUUUUAUGUAUAACCUGGACUACAGGGAUAAGUGGGGUUUUCUAUACAUUUCAAGCAGAAUACUUUUUAUACACAUCUGACGCUGGUUGAUACUAAGAAAAUAAUCCAUACACACUAACAAGGCAACAAGUUUAGAGCCAACCUAGCGGUCCUGCAAAGCUGUAAUGCACACAACACAUCAUUAAACAAAAACUAAAGCAUGGAAAUUAAACUUUUUUUUUAUAAAGAUCCUUACGCACCAGUGGGGCUAAACACUUUGACCUGCAGGUGGAGUCAGAGGAAAAGCAAAGGUUCAAAGUCAGGCUCGGCUCAUUAUCCAUCAGCUUCAGCCGCUCUCAGGCAGGUUAGCUGUCUUUGUCAACGCCACUUGUACUUUGAUCUUAACAAGCAAAGUGUAAGGGUUGAGCCCGAAGAACAGCUGAAUGUGGAAUGCGGCACUUGGUGGUUUUUCUUCUUGAUUAUCCUGUCAUGAAUGAAUGAAGUAAUUAUAAUUUGUCUUCUUGGGGAUCAUAAAUGUUUGUACAAAAAUAUCAAGGAAAGCGAUCCAACAAUUUCCAUACCAAUGCACUGAUGGACGUAUGGAUGGAAAGACUAAAUAUACUUUCCUGGAGCCCCACCGCUUUUCGUUUGGCUAAAGAUUACGUGACUGAAAACGACACGGGAGAGUGGCAUGGUCAAGAGAUAGGGGUCUUCAUCCUUCGGGCCCCGUCUGUGCAUGUCCUCGUUAUCUAAGUAUGUCUCAAGAUGUGAUAGUCUGCAGAUUUCCAGUAUCAGUGAAUGAAUACAUACCUCUCAGAGUGUUUUGGUUGUAUUGCAAUAGGCAAUAUCACGUGGUUACUUCUUCUUAAUGAUUUGUAUAGCUGCAGUUUUAUUAAGGAUCUAUUGUAUAGAUGUAUAAUUUAAUAAUAAAAGUGAAUAUAUUGAUUAA